GGAUGGGGCUGCCUGGCCCGGGGGUGCGGGAGCGGAGUGGUGGCGGCUGCGGCCUGGUGUGCCGGCGGUAACCGGGGAGGGGAAGGGAAAGGAAAGGGAGAAAGGGCAGAGCGCUCGCCAUGGACAGGUUUUCGUGGACCAGUGGGUUGCUGGAGCUGGGAGAGACGCUGGUGAUCCAGCAGCGCGGUGUGCGGCUCAGCGACGGGGAGGAGAAGGUACAAUUUAAUAGUGGAGUAUUACUGCUUAGUACACAUAGACUAAUCUGGAGGGAUCAGAAGAAUCAUGAGUGCUGCAUUGCUAUACCUCUGUCUCAAAUUGUCUUCAUUGAAGAGCAAGCAGCUGGGAUAGGAAAAAGUGCCAAAAUAGUGGCUCAUCUUCAUCCUGCUUCUUCAAACAAAGAGCCAGGUCCAUUCCAAAGCAGCAAAUACUCCUACAUCAAACUUUCUUUCAAAGAACACGGACAGAUUGAAUUCUACAGACGAUUAUCAGAAGAAAUCACACAAAGGAGGUGGGAGACCAUGCCUACUGGUCCAACUAUUCAAGUUAACAAGGUUCCACAGGCAGGAAGAAUAAGGGCUGUAGGAAUUGUGGGGAUUGAAAGGAAAUUGGAAGAAAAAAGAAAAGAGACUGACAAAAACAUUUCUGAGGCUUUUGAGGACCUUAGCAAGCUAAUGGAGAAGGCUAAGGAAAUGGUGGAGUUAUCCAAGUCAAUAGCUAAUAAGAUUAAAGAAAAGCAAGGUGACAUCACUGAGGAUGAGACUAUUAGGUUCAAGUCCUAUCUCCUGAGUAUGGGUAUAGCUAAUCCAGUUACUAGGGAAACGUAUGGAUCUGGUACACAAUACCACAUGCAACUGGCAAAGCAACUCGCUGGAAUACUGCAGACACCAUUGGAGGAGCGAGGAGGGAUCAUGUCACUUACAGAAGUCUACUGUAUGGUGAAUCGUGCACGAGGAUUAGAGCUGCUUUCACCAGAAGAUUUGGUAAAUGCUUGUAAGAUGCUGGAGUCACUGAAAUUACCACUAAGGCUUCGGGUAUUUGACAGUGGUGUGAUGGUGAUUGAACUCCAGUCUCAUAACGAAGAGGAAAUGGUAGCUUCUGCUUUAGAGACAGUAUCUGAAAAGGGUUCUCUCACAGCUGAUGAGUUUGCUAAGUUAGUGGGGAUGUCGGUUCUCUUAGCCAAAGAAAGGCUUCUUCUGGCUGAAAAGAUGGGCCAUCUUUGCAGAGAUGAUUCUGUGGAAGGCUUGAGAUUCUACCCCAAUUUAUUUCUGACACAAAGCUAAUGUACUUGGUGUACAAUUUUUGUUUAACAGUUGAACAGGAGAGCAGAGGGCAGAACCCUUCCAACAACUGACUUUAAAAAAAUAUAUUUUAUUUUAUUAGUCAGCUGCAACAGUGAUGAACAUUACAAUGCUUUACAGUUCUCAGGUAUUUCAAAUGCUGAAUCCUCUUACGUGGGACUUAAAUGAAAUAGGAAUUGCAAAGUCAGAAGCAUGUUAAUUGUCUCAAGCUGGAAAGCUCGUUUCAAGUUUCAUUUGAUGUUCUCUGUAGUGUCCCAUUUCAAGAGAAGUCAGAUGAAGAUUCCACACGAGUGAAAGUGGAGAGAAUAUCCCUGUAGUCUGCCAUGAUGAUCAGCAUCCAAAAGACAGGUUACUGCAUACUCCAAUUUCAGUUUGUUUGUAUCUAGAGUAACAAAGCAGACAGAUGUAUCCGUAGUGAUAAGAAAAGAGACUUCGGUGUAUACUGAGGAAUAAGGAACAAAACCAGUGCAGAAUAACCCCUUCUCCCUUUAGUGAUGAAUGGUUUUCUCAGAGAGGGUCUUGGGGUUCUUGUACUUUGAGACAGACAGAACCUGCUGCUGGAGAGACUAACGUAUGGUAUGUGAAUCUUGAAAACAUGGUGUUUAUUUUGUCAUGUCUUAUUCUAGUGUCUCAGUUAGAAGCAUUGUUAGCACAGACUUCCUCCCUUCUCUUUCCUUGCCAUCUUCCUUCCUGUCUCACUGUUUUGCACUUUGGGUGCCCUUUCUUUAUGUAACAGAGUGAAAUAGCGUCCUGUCACUCUACCAGACUUUGUGCUUUAAUGUGCUUGGUUUUCAUGUUGUACUUGAAAGAUCAUUUGUUUCAACAGCUAUAAUCUGUCUAAUCACAUACAAUUUGCUUUAUAUCUCAUAUGCAAGAAUUAAUAUGCUUUCAAUAUUGAAGGGAGGAAGAAGACUAUCACCUGUCUUUAAUGGUCAUGAGGUAUCAUAUUGUUUGGUAUUCUUCACCCUGUGUUCACACUGGGUGCAGUUUGAUAGUCUCAGUUUUCAUAACUCCAGUGGAGUUGUUACAUUAUUUGAAGAUCUGCUAUGGUAAUAAUUGUAAGUGGAUGUUUAUGAUCCACAUCACUUAAAUUUUCAAAGCAAGUAUUUUGAAGCAACCACUUUAAUAAAUAAUGAAAUUCAUUCAAGGUAUGGGGAAGGACAACAUGUAGGUAGCUGCAUUGUGUUUGCAAUGGCCAGACUGACAUCAUGAAAAAAGAGAAAAAGGCUUUUAAGAGCCUGAGAAUAUUUUCUGAACUAUUUUGGUGUUGCCAUAACUUAGACAAGGGUUAAGAGCCUGCUGAUAAAGAAUUCAGUGCAGAGAUCCCUACAGUGAUGAUGCUUUCUGUUUGUAGGAUGCUGGUUUAGAUCCAGGGAACUGUGUCCUCUUAUCCUUGUCAUGAGCAAACAUUUAUGCAGUGCUUUCUUUAGGGCAGGUUUCCUCUGUUUCAUGAAGGUGCUAAAACUAAUUUUGAGACGGCUGAAGGAGCUGGUUCCUUGCUAUUUUUACUGUGUUAACCAUCCAAUACCAUAUCCUCAAGAGCCUUAGGGCUUGUUGCUCUUCUCCAUCCUCCACACAAUCUACACAAGAAAUCUGUAUGAGGUACUCCAAGCAUCACGCAUCUCUGGAGGGACUGGAAGUGAGGAGUUCAGAAACAAGAAGCUGAUUUGUGACAGCCCUUUCUUUUGUUGGACACCCAGAUCUGUCAAGGGACACCAAUGGCAUAGGCCUAGAGGUCUCCCCACAAGGGGGCAUGUCAUCUGCAGAAAGAGCAAAACCAGAAAGGAAAUGCCAGGUGGACACUUCCAGCCUCCGUUUCUCCAACCAAGAAUUUCAUUACCUUCAUUAAGCAAUAACAGUACAGCCUGUUUAGAAAAGUGGUUUCAUUCUUGAGCUUUUCUUCCCCAAGAUUUUUCCUUCACUUUUUUUUUUUUUUUUUUUAAACAGGAAAGAAAUCUCUAGGGUAAAUUGUAUAGCUGGUUUAGAAUUUAAGCAUAUAUGUGAGAAAAUGAGACAAUUACCACUUGAAAGUAAUAAAAAUUAAUAGAUUUUCUUAGA
This is a messenger RNA of Calypte anna (Anna's hummingbird), 3356 nucleotides long. RefSeq names its product vacuolar protein sorting 36 homolog (gene VPS36). The record is from RefSeq and is a predicted model, not a curated record. Gene Ontology annotation, cellular component: ESCRT II complex; late endosome membrane. The coding region runs from base 120 to 1280 and encodes 386 amino acids. The transcript is spliced from 14 exons. Gene Ontology annotation, biological process: protein transport to vacuole involved in ubiquitin-dependent protein catabolic process via the multivesicular body sorting pathway. Gene Ontology annotation, molecular function: phosphatidylinositol-3-phosphate binding; ubiquitin binding. Lineage: Eukaryota; Metazoa; Chordata; Aves; Apodiformes; Trochilidae.